CAAAAUCAACAACGAUUUUCCAAAAGCACACAAACACACACACACUCAAACAAAUUAUGACCAAAUGAGUUUUCCAUGUCUUUCUCAAUGACCAACCGCACAAAAGACAAAAUGAGAUCGUUAUCCCGCCUAGGCGACAUUUAUUAUGAAUUUACCGUUAUUCAUUCACUCAUUUCAACAAUCAAUAUACCAAAUAAUGCAACUUCAUGCACGAAAUGUCGGCUACAAGCAAGAGUAAUGUUUCAUAGACUUUUAGUUCAUCGAAGCAAAGCGAGCGUGUGAAAACGAAGUCAAAAAGAAUAACUGUUAUACUUAUAUAUAAAAUAAACACAAAAGAGAAUUAAGAAAUUGCUCAAAAUGCAUAAAAUGUGCAGAAAAAAAUUUAUUUACAUCUGUGCAUAAUAUGUUUAAUUUUUAAUUCUCAAAAUAAACACAAUAACAACAAAAUUCGAAUGACUAUGAUAUGGAUGGAAACAUAUCUCUUCUAUUGUUCAGUGCGCUUGGGUGUGCUUGUAGUGGUAGUACUCGGCUUUGUGCAAGUAUUUAUACCAACAGUUUUGCUGCUUUCUAUGGGCAUGGAGAUAGUGAAUCCAAUCAUGAAGCUUUUCAGAGACGAUGAGCAAUUUGGCAAAAAUAUUAACAUAUUGAGAAUUUUAAACUGGAUAGAUAGCAAUGUUCAAGGUUUCAUUGCUUUCAUUGUGACAUUGAUGGUCUUAUACUUGACUGGUUGUGGCUUGGCGAUAUUCGGAGCUUUAAAGCUUAAAAAAUGGUUUCUGCUUCCCUUUAUUAUUGCUGACUUUUUACGUGUAAUCUUUGGCUUUGCCUCACAUAUUAUAUUCAUGAUAAUUUUGAAAAAGAAACUCAAUUUGGGAUUUCUGAUCGUUGUCACUUUAGCUGGUGGCUUUAUAAUCUUAUACCUCGGCUACAAUUGGGCCACGAGUGUUGCGCUCUUUCAAAUCAUCGAACUCAUACACACUGAACGCUAUCGCAAGCUCUACGGUGAUGAUCCUUUCCAUCCACAAUUACCACCAAACUAUAUUGACGCCUCACAACUACCGUCUCUGCACGGUUACGGAACAGUGGAGAAUGUACGUGUGCUGGUCACACCACGUAGCGGCGAUGUUGAUGAGCAGAAACUUCGUCAGACUCAACGUGGACCGGUGAACGCCGCCGAAAUGCCAGUGAUUGCUGUUUUGCCAGCGAACUAUAAGAAUACUAAUGCACGAGUUGUACAAAAUAAGCAGCUAAGCAAGCUACAACAACAACCAUAUAGUUCCUACGAAGAGCAACAGAAUGAUUACAAUGCAGACUUCGGUAAUUGGCAAUGGUCCGAGUUGAUGAUUGGCAGGCAACGCAAGGCGAUGAUUAGGCGCAACUGGUGAAAUAAGUAACACGGACUAUAAGUGAGAUAGAGAGGGAGGCAAGGAAAGUUGAAAAGAGAUACUUACUGGAAAGAAGAAAAGAGAAUAAGAGAGAUGGGAGUAAAAAUUUCUCAGUGAAAUUCAGUGUUUAUUCCUUUAACUUCUGAUUAACUGUAGAGCGGUUAAGGUUUAAAAGAAACAUUUAUAUCGGUAUUCUGCUUGAGACGAUUGUCUCAUGUCUCUAAUUAUCACAAUAGUUAUUUAGUGAUUCUGUCAGUCAGGAGUCUCAUUUUGGUAUUCUGGCAGAUACAGUAAAGUAGUAUACUGUAUAGUAGUAUACUGUAUCUGCCAGAAUAUCAAAAUGAGACUCCUGAAUAACAGAGUCACUAAAUGAAGAUUGUGACAAUUAGAGACAUGAGACAAUCGUCUCAAGCAGAAUACCGAUAUUAAUAUCAAAAAUAAAAUUGCUGUUCGUACAGAAAUGAUAAUAAAAUUUAAUAUCAGAAAUAAGUUUGCUGUUCAUUAUUCAAAAGGAACCAAGCAAGUAUUAUUUCUACGCAAAACUGCAUUCGAAAAGAACAAACUGAAGUAAAUAGAUUGGUGAUCAGGAGUGUUUAUAGAGGGUGAUCCAUUUCGAGGUUCCUUUUUUAUUGAAAAAUCACUAAACAAACUUUGACACUUAUUUUUUGAAGAUGAUCUCUUUCAAAUCUUGGCCGCGGUUACGUCUUAAGUGGUCCAUCCGUUGAGUUCAAUUUUUGAUGACUCGUUCGAGUGUUUCAACUGGUAACCGUGUAACAAAAGUGUUCUCUCAAUAAAUUCAUUGAUUAAUGGGAUGUAUGGGAAGUUGCGCCGUUUUGUUGAAAGCAUAUGUCGCUGAGAAAAAGCAUGGAUCGAUGAUUCCACCGACCCACAAACCGCACCAAACCGUUGUCUUUUCUGUAUGAAAUGAUAGCUUUUUAAUCUCUUCAGGUUGCUCUUUGUCACAAAUGCAAAAAUUUUGCCUGUUUACAUACCCAAUGAGUCAAAAUGGGAUCUCAUCGCUAAGCAAAAUUUGGCUCGAAAACUUCGGAUCUUAUUGGAACUUUUCAAAAUCCCAUAGAGCGAAGCGAGCGGCUUCAGUUCUUGCACAAACGCUUUCAAUUUAAGAUCUCGACGUAAAAUGCGCCAAAUCGUUCCGUACGCCAGUCCGAGUUUCUGCUAACGGCGCCGAGUCGACUCUCUGCAGUCUUCAUGUACACUCUUGGCUCACGACUACAAUAAGCCUAAGUCUUUCCAUGAUCAAUUGCCAGACAAUACUGAACAAAAAUAACGCGACAGCCUGACAAGACUCUUCUGUGAUCUGCCAGAAAACAGCUAUUGAAGAAAGUAACUCUACUUGGAUCACUUUAUACAAUUGUAACGGUAUAAAAUCAUGACAUGUUGACAAAGCAUUCCUGUCCUGUUGGACCUUCGUACGACUAUCGGGAGAAGGAGGCAUCGAUGUUAUACUACCUCAUUUCCAAUCCAAAAACUUGCACACUUUUGCUCAGGAGGGUAACAGAAUGUUAUUAUUUGGUAACUUAUUUAGUAUUCAUCGCUAUUACAGUUCAACAAGAAAAAAAUAUUCCCUUCAAAGACAUAUUUUUGAUUCAUUCCUUCCCUAACAGGCCCCCAACUAGAUAACUUUAAAAACCGUAAAUCCAACUUGUUCAGUUCAUAAGGUGUCAUGAGUGCAGAACAUGAUGGAUUUUUUUCUGAAAAGAUCCUCAAAGUCCUUUGACACUGUUAAACGCUCUAGUUGAAAACAAACCACAGAUGGUAAGUGUUUUUAAA
This is a messenger RNA of Bactrocera dorsalis (oriental fruit fly), 3173 nucleotides long. RefSeq lists its product as uncharacterized. NCBI's taxonomy places the organism in Eukaryota, Metazoa, Arthropoda, Insecta, Diptera, Tephritidae. The transcript has 5 exons. The record is from RefSeq and is a predicted model, not a curated record. Bases 453 to 1382 code for a protein of 309 amino acids.